Messenger RNA from Doryrhamphus excisus (bluestripe pipefish), 2440 nucleotides. RefSeq names its product beta-1,3-galactosyltransferase 2. The record is from RefSeq and is a predicted model, not a curated record. NCBI's taxonomy places the organism in Eukaryota, Metazoa, Chordata, Actinopteri, Syngnathiformes, Syngnathidae. Gene Ontology annotation, cellular component: Golgi membrane. Gene Ontology annotation, biological process: protein O-linked glycosylation. Gene Ontology annotation, molecular function: N-acetyl-beta-D-glucosaminide beta-(1,3)-galactosyltransferase activity.
GUAUGGACAAUGGGGAUUACAAUAUCUUACCGUAUCUUAAGAAAGCAGGCGGGUGUCAAAACAGAUCAACAAGUCAAACCAGUUAAGGGGUGUUUGCGGCUUUCAUUUCAGCCCUUUAUAAAAACAGGCCAAACUCCUCUUCAAGACACAUAUGCCCCGUUUUGUAUAGCAGACACACAUGGAUGUAGACCCUUGUUUAUUGCUGGUUUAUCAUGGAGCUUUUUAUGUUUGCUACUACACAACCAUGACAUGCAGGCUCAGCCAUGAGGUAAUGCUAUUUUUUUUUCUUUGUAAAGUCUGGGGUCAACAAAUAACCAUGGUGUUAAUGUAAUGUGUAUUCUUGCCAUUUUAUCUGAGGUGUAACUGCACUUUUUUUUUUUUUAUUUCGUCCGUCAGUCACAAUUUUAUGUGAAACAUGGACACAUAUUUCCUCCUCUUUUAUAUGCAUUACAACGCCAGAAAGCGAGUUAAUACGAUUAUAACAAUCUCACAAUUGUAUGUGAAACAUGGACACACAUUUCCUCCUCGUUUAUAUGCAUUACAACGCCAAAAAAAUGAGUUAAUACGAUUAUAACAAUCUAAAAAAACUGCCGGUUGGGAAGUUCAUUCAGAGAAACACGAUUAUGUCGACCAAGUAAUUGUUUUGUUUGCUAUACAUGUUGUGAUCGUGCGAUAACACUGCACUUUGAUGCUAACAUGUAAUACUUACAGUCCCCUGCCGUAUUGUGACGAUUUAAAACAUUACCGAAACUUUUACUCGACGUAUUGAGUUCACAUGGAGCAUUUAGCUUAUGCUACUUUCGUCAUAAAACAGCGGCAUAGAUACAUCAACAACACUUACGAUGUCCGCUCUCCGUAGGAUCGCUGUGUGUUCCAGCACAAGACGCGUACUUUAGUCGUCUGAUUAAAAACCGCCGACAGCAAACAAGCAUCCCGCCGAGUCUUCGUAGCGAAGUUGGGAGCUUGCCAACCGCUCUUCCCUCUGUGACAACAACAUUAAAGCCAGCAUACACCUUGCGCCUGGAAUCGGAUGACAAAAGAAAACAAGACGGCCAUCCGGAUACAAAACAAUUUGAUUAAGUGCUGCUACAACCAUGCAAUGGAAAAGACGCCACUGCUGUUCGCAUAUUGCCAACUUUGCCUUUCUCCUUGUCCUGCUGGCUCUGCUGAACUUUCUUGUUCCUCACACUUUUCAUCCAAGUCUCACUGAACUGUUUCAGCUGAAAGCUGAAGAACUUACUGCAAACAACUCAGCCGUUGAAAACAACACAAUCUCACAUGAGAAGCUAAACAUCUCCACUGUAGGUCCAACAGAAAACGUCCCUGGUCUUUUCCCUUAUAUAAUCAAUGAACCAGACAAAUGUCAAAAGAGUCAAGCAGCCCCAUUUCUGGUGUUCAUAAUAGCUACACGGGCCUCGGACGUGGAAGCGAGGUGUGUCAUAAGGCAGACCUGGGCAAACGAGAGUUUGGUGCCAGCCGUGGGAGUCAUCCGGCUAUUUCUGCUGGGGAAAGGAUCGGGGGACGUGGGAACUCAUCAAGACAGGAAGCUCCAAGAAGAGAGUCGCAAGCAUCAUGAUAUAAUUCAGCAAGACUUUCUGGAUUCAUACAACAACCUGACACUAAAAACCUUGAUGGGUCUGCACUGGGUGGCACGGUACUGCCCACAUGCUGGGUAUGUCAUGAAGACAGACACCGACAUGUUCGUCAACACAGACUACCUUAUCCACAAGCUGCUGAGACCAGAGCUGAAGCCCAGGACAAACUACUAUACAGGCAAAAUAAUAGAAAACUCGUCACCGAAUCGAUAUAAAAACAACAAGUGGUACAUGUCCCGAGAGGAAUAUCCAAACCCUAAAUAUCCCACCUUCUGCUCUGGGACUGGUUAUGUACUCUCAGCAGACUUAGCUGAUAAAAUCUACAGAUUAUCUUUGCGUAUACCCCAAUUACACCUGGAGGACGUGCAUGUGGCAGUGUGCCUUAACCAGCUCGGGGUGAAACCCACCCAUCCACCCAGAGGGUCCCUAUUCAACCACUGGUAUGUGCCUUUCACAGCCUGCAAGUAUGCCAAUCUGAUAACGUCACACCAAAUUCCACCCAAUAAAAUACUUGAAUACUGGAAGACCCAUCAAAAUAACAAGAAAAUAUGUAAAAUUUUCUAACAAAUGAAAAGGAUGCUGAUGAUUUUGUAUAGUAUAUAUAUAGGUUUUGUACAGUGUCAUGAGAUAACUGCUGUUGUGAUUUGAGUUGAAAUGAAUGAAUGCAAAUGUCAGUUUAAAAAAAAAAAGUUAAAUAAAUAAAAAGUUAAUCCUGUCUCACAUUUCAUGACUUCAAUACAUGGACAAGAUUGUAUUGGCAUUUUUACACUUCUUUGCAAUGAGGAAGUCGACAACAAAACUUGUUGACAGAUUCAGACCGACUUUUAAUGUCAAGGAUUGUGGAU